UUUGCGUCCGCUCAUUUCGAUCUAGUAGCAUAGUAUGUUCAAUGCAAAAACUUUUGGCUAAUGCUCGCCGACAUAGAUUCUUCGAGCAGAACGUCAACCUAGAAGCAAAAUGUCAACGUUACACAACUCAGACCGACAUGUAGUUCAUCAACGUAUACUUUGUUGCUUUUCUGAUAUGCUUGUGUCAUGGAGACCUUAUUUCCGAAGUCUGCCGCCAGUUCUGCAAAAGAAUCACAUUCUGAGGCUUGGCAGAGAUGGUUUACGUGCAGAUUUCAGGAAAACGUGCAUAUUAGCAUGGAAAAUGGUGUAAAUGGAAAAAGACAUCUGAAUCACAAGAAUAAGCAAGAAGUUUGCUGUUUACUUCGAAAAAUCUGCUUUCUCCCAUUUUCCAUCUCACCAUCAUAACGGAGUUGUAAAUCAUGUUUCGUUUCAUCUUAUAUAUAAAGCUGAAU
Messenger RNA from Cylicocyclus nassatus, 452 nucleotides. The record is from the annotation of a GenBank genome assembly. NCBI's taxonomy places the organism in Eukaryota, Metazoa, Nematoda, Chromadorea, Rhabditida, Strongylidae.